GCUAUCUCGGUCUAUUACGACCCACGUACUCUCUGGACACAGAAUCUCACUGAACCCUCGAUCAAACGCAUACUACAGUCACAAUGUAUCCUUCACAGGGGAUGAUGUUUACCGAAUUCUCUUUGGAUCAACAAUCAUUUCGUGACUUAAACAGACACGAAAAAAGUUUGGGUUUACUGACCGAAAAAUUUGUUCAGUUGCUGAAGGAGGCUCCGGAUGGAAUUCUGGAUUUAAAAAUGGCUGCUGAUUUCUUGGCUGUCCGCCAGAAACGAAGAAUCUAUGAUAUCACCAACGUGCUUGAGGGUAUUGGUUUGAUAGACAAGCGGACAAAGAACAGCAUACAGUGGAAGGGUGGCAGUGCCUCUACCAACGGGCCAGACAUACAGGCUCGCUUAGAUGAACUUCAGGCUGAAGUUGAAUAUUUGGAAAAUUUGGAAAAGAAGGUGGACGAACAUCGAUCCAAAGUCCUGCAAUCACUGAAGAAUGUGCAGGAAGAUUUGGACAAUUUACAAUAUGCCUAUGUCACCCAUCAAGAUCUUAUAAAUAUCUUUCAAGAUCGUACGAUGCUGCUUAUCCGUGCACCACCCGGCACGCGUCUGGAAGCACCAGUUCCCGAGAACCCGGUAGAACAACCGGUGCAAUCGCUAUUCACACCCAAGCGGUCUUAUAAAGUCCAUGUCAAAAGCUAUACCACUCCUAUUCAUGUCCUACUGGUCAACCAAGAGGAGGGUAGCGAAAGGGCUCGCGUCGUGUCCGUCCCUCCCGGGACCGAGAACAACACCAUAAACCGGCGUCCAUUGAACACCACACGAAAUGCUGAUGACAACACAUUGGUCAGCCCACUUCUACCAUUAAGCCCGCCACCAGGAGAAAGCGAUUUCCAGUACAACCUCGACGAAGUUGAGGGAGUGUGCGACCUUUUUGAUGUCGCAGUUGUUCCGGCAAACAGUGCUCAACCCAGUGUGACCGUCAGUGAUUCCUCGUGACAUUGUGUCAUCAAGCCCAAGCACCAAUCCCUUUUAAAAUGUAUAAAAUAAAUAUUAAAUGUAAAUAUACUUAUUGAAACUGCGG
Molecule: messenger RNA, 1071 nt
Organism: Dicrocoelium dendriticum
Lineage: Eukaryota; Metazoa; Platyhelminthes; Trematoda; Plagiorchiida; Dicrocoeliidae
Source: the annotation of a GenBank genome assembly